AUAUGGUGGAAAUUGCAGGUGAAGCUUUCGAGGAAGAGCCGACGAGGCAGGCCCCGCCAAAACACCGCGACUGGGUCCAAGGAUUUCCAGGAAUGAAAACGACGGAAACUCAGAAUUGAAAAGCCCAUCUGGUAAUUUGAUUCAGAUAGUUGUUUUGUUAAUCGGGAUAACUGGUUGUAAUCUUCUGAGAUCCGAUGGUGAAGGAAACGGAAUACUACGAUGUGCUAGGUGUGAGCCCCACGGCCACCGAUGCAGAGAUUAAAAAAGCUUAUUACGUCAAGGCUAGACAGGUCCAUCCAGAUAAAAACCCAAACGAUCCUUUGGCAGCACAAAAUUUUCAGAUUUUAGGGGAGGCUUACCAAGUGCUGAGUGAUCCAUCCCAAAGACAAGCUUACGAUGCCCAUGGAAAGUCGGGAAUUUCAACGGAAGCAAUUAUUGAUCCUGCAGCAAUUUUUGCAAUGCUUUUUGGAAGUGAGCUUUUCGAGGAUUACAUUGGUCAACUUGCCAUGGCAUCAAUGGCUUCCUUGGAUAUAUUCACAGAAGGAGAAGAGUUUGACGCUAAAAAGUUGCAAGAGAAAAUGAGGACUGUUCAAAAGGAAAGGGAAGAGAAGCUUGCUGGUAUACUAAAAGAUCGGUUGAACCUGUAUGUCCAAGGUCAUAAAGAUGAAUUUAUUCAUAAUGCUGAAGCUGAAAUAUCUAGGCUCUCGAGUGCUGCGUAUGGCGUUGAUAUGCUGAAUACCAUUGGCUAUAUAUAUGCAAGGCAGGCAGCAAAGGAGCUUGGAAAGAAGGUGAUGUAUCUGGGAGUGCCAUUCGUUGCUGAGUGGUUCAGAAACAAAGGACACUUUAUAAAAUCCCAAGUAACUGCUGCAACAGGUGCAAUAGCUUUGCUCCAGCUACAAGAAGACAUGAAGCGGCAUCUUAGUGAAGAAGGAAACUACACUGAGGAGGAACUUGAAAAAUACAUGGAAUCCAACAAGAAGUUGAUGACUGAUUCCCUCUGGAAGCUUAAUGUAGCUGAUAUUGAAGCGACACUCUCCCGUGUUUGUCAGAUGGUUCUCCAAGAAAACAAUGUGAAGAGAGAGGAUCUUCGUCUACGAGCAAAGGGUUUAAAAACUUUGGGCAAAAUUUUUCAGAGAGUGAAGACAGACAAUGGGAAUGACAGUAUACCAAACGACCCUGUCCAUAAGUUGUAUGGGAGUGAACCAAGUAACAAUGCUUCUUCUUUUAACACAUCAGAAGGAUCGCCAAAAGAUGAAGAGGUGUCUCACAACGCAUUAGCAUCCCAGAGCCCAUACGUCGAGGCCCCACAAUUUGCCGGAGCUCAAUUCAACAACUUUCCAAUGCCAACUGCUCCACCAGGUGCUCAGAGACAUGCAUAAACAUAUCCAGGGUUUGAAUUUUUUCGUAGCAUUUGAUCAGUACCGUGUGUUGUAUGUAUUUUUCUAGUCAACUUGUUGAAGUUAGCGUGUAUAUUAUUUCUUGAAUGUGCUUGUUACAUGUUAUACAUGCCAUUUAGAAAUUCUUUGUUGCAGCUCAAGUCUUUGAUCAUUCCUUGGGCUGAUGCUUAACUAACAGUGAUUCCAUUUUCUUGAGUCGCAUAUUGAGUUGCACAUUAUUGCUAAAAUA
This is a messenger RNA of Olea europaea var. sylvestris, 1626 nucleotides long. RefSeq names its product chaperone protein dnaJ 10-like. Bases 195 to 1379 code for a protein of 394 amino acids. NCBI's taxonomy places the organism in Eukaryota, Viridiplantae, Streptophyta, Magnoliopsida, Lamiales, Oleaceae. The record is from RefSeq and is a predicted model, not a curated record. The transcript is spliced from 11 exons.